This is a messenger RNA of Talpa occidentalis (Iberian mole), 928 nucleotides long. Its product is annotated as chymase-like. NCBI's taxonomy places the organism in Eukaryota, Metazoa, Chordata, Mammalia, Eulipotyphla, Talpidae. Gene Ontology annotation, molecular function: serine-type endopeptidase activity. Gene Ontology annotation, cellular component: cytoplasm; intracellular membrane-bounded organelle. Gene Ontology annotation, biological process: proteolysis. The record is from RefSeq and is a predicted model, not a curated record.
CCUCUCUGAGAAGAUGCAUCGUCUUCCUCUCACCCUGCUGUUCGCUGUCCUGUGCUCCAGGGCCAAAGCUGGGGAGAUCAUCGGGGGCACAGAGUCCAGGCCACACUCCCGCCCCUACAUGGCCUAUCUGGAAAUUGUCCUUCCUCAGGGUAACCUAGCCACAUGCGGCGGCUUCCUGAUAAGAAGGAACUUUGUGCUGACAGCUGCCCACUGUGCAGGAAGGCUCAUAGUGGUGGUCCUGGGGGCCCAUGACACAAAACAUAAGGAAGACACAUGGCAGCAGCUCGAGGUCAUAAGACAGUUUCCUCAUCCAAACUAUGACGAUAUGAGUGUCCAGCACGACAUCAUGUUACUGAAGCUCAAGGAGAAAGCCAACCUGACCCUGGCAGUGGGGACUCUCCCCUCACCCCAUUUCAAUGUCAUCCCACCUGGGAAGAUGUGCCGGGUGGCCGGCUGGGGAAGAACAAACGUGUCCGGCCCGGGCUCCCACACUCUGCAAGAGGUGAAGCUGAGAGUCCUGGAACCCCAGGCCUGCGGACACUUCCUCAAGUUUGACCACAAUCUCCAGCUGUGCGUGGGCAAUUCCAGGAAGACAAAGUCUGCGUUUAAGGGAGACUCAGGAGGCCCUCUGCUGUGUGCUGGGGUGGCCCAGGGCAUCGUGUCCUAUGGGAGAUCCGAUGGCCAGCCCCCCGCUGUCUACACCAGGAUCUCCCAUUACCGGCCCUGGAUCAAUGAGAUCCUGAAGGAGAACUAACCCUGAAGCCCGGCCAGCCUGAGAAGAAAUCUGAACUGGAUUUGAGCAGGUUCCCUGUUCCACUCACUCUCCAGCUGCCUCCAUUUCCUGUUGUAGUUCUAGCACAUCCACAAGCCUCAAAAAGAUUCCUCCAUAAACCUCAAUAAAGACCUCACUGCCAGACCUGAGGGAAUG